CGUCGUUCAGAGUCAAGUUCUUCACUGAACAAGUACACCACAAAACCGACAAAAACACUUUAAAACAUAAAACAUGUCUUCUCAGUUCACCCAGCAGUACGCUUUCAGGGCACAAAAGGCCCUUGGCCUCGUCGGCGGAUCACCCAACUACACACCAGUGGAGGGUUUCACUUCUCCUGAUACGGCUGCGCGUAUGUUCACCUACUCUCCGGAUGGCCGCCUCUUCGCCUACGCACUCCCUGCUGUUGUCCGUAUCUUCCUGGCGGAGGGGGCCGUUCUCCUUCAUGAACUCACCGUUCCCAAUGCAAUCGAGAUCAGCUUCUCGCCGCGCGGGACCUACCUCUCCACUUGGGAGCGCCCUGUCAAGCUCGAAGACGGGGCGCAGCAUAAAAACCUCCGUGUGCACUCUACCUCCACCGGCGAGCAGCUCACCGCGUUCACUCAAAAAUCUCAGGACGGAUGGGAGCUGCAGUUCACCGUCUCGGAGUCGCAUGCCGUUCGUCUUGUUGGGCAGGAAAUCCAGGUAUUCAAGCCGGCGGAUUGGAGCCAGGCCGUUGUGGACAAGCUCAAGGUUGAGGGGGCUAGUAUGGUCAGCCUUAGCCCAGGGCUGAACCCUUACGUCGCUGUCUUCAUCGCGGAGAAGAAGGGUGCGCCGGCCCGAGUCCUUAUCUACGCUCUGACUUCGCUCUCGACAUCUCCUCCGACGUGUCAGAAGAACUUUUACAAGGCCGACCGAGCGCAGAUCAAGUGGAACGCGCUCGGUACCCAGGUGCUCGUUCUCACCCAGACAGACGUGGACAACUCGAACAUGAGCUACUACGGCGAGACGGGGAUGUACCUCCUCUCCGCGGCGGGCAACUUCGACUGCCGCGUCACCCUCGACAAGGAUGGUCCUAUUCACGAUGUAACAUGGAGCCCGGGAAGCAAGGAGUUCUUGGUCGUGUACGGAUACAUGCCGGCCAAGGCUGUCAUCUUUGACCACCGCGUACGCAAGAUUCACGACUUCGGCUCCGCACCCACCAACUUCGUCGCCUACAACCCGCAGGGGCGCAUCGUGGCCCUAGCCGGGUUCGGCAACCUUGCGGGCAAAAUCACGCUCUACGCGCUCUCGACGUCGCCCAACAGCACACCAUCGACGAUCUGCACGAUCGACGCGCCCAAUACGAGUGUGUGCGAGUGGUCCCCCUGCGGGCGAUUCCUCAUGACCGCAACACUCAGUCCACGGCUGCGCGUCGACAACGGCAUCAAGGUGUGGUACGCGUCCGGAGCGCUGCAAUACGUGCACUUGCAGGAUGAGCUCUACCAGGCCAGCUGGCGGCCGUCCCCUGCGCUUGUGGACGCGCCGUGGUCGUUCCCCGUCCCCGCACCACCUGCACCGCACCCGUCCGUGCUCAGUGCGCCGGGUGGUGCGGUUGCGAGCGGGCCAGUGAAGAAGGUCGGUGCGUACCGCCCGCCAGGCGCGCGCGGGCUCGCGACGCCCACCAUCUAUAAGCGCGAGGACGAGGGAGGCGCUGCGCGCGUACCGACGGGGAGUCCGGCUGGGUCGGGCGCGAACACGCCACAGAGAGGGUACAGCCGGAGCCCGGCUCCGCCGGGGUCGGGUGUGAAUGGCGGUGGGUACGGACACGGGCAGUCCAAUGGGCGGCGGUAUGUUCCCGGUGCGCCACCUAAGGGUCCGUCCGUGAAUGGUGGGCAGCAGGGUCAAGGCCAGGGACAAGGGCAGCGGGGAGGGCCGGAUGGGGAGGGCAAGCGUAAGAAGAAGGAAGGCAAGAAGAAGGGUGGGGAUAAGGGUGACAAGGCCGGCGCUGUCGACGGCGGUGCGAUCGUUGCGAAUGGGAGCGAGAGCGCGCGCCCGUCGCUCGAUGUGCCGCGCACGGAGGUCACCGCGCCCAACGGUGCCACGUCGCCUGCGGAGCACGAUCAGUUCGGCUCAAGUGCGGCCGACGCACCCGAGCCGGACUCGAAUGCGAAGAAGAUCAGGAACUUGAACAAAAAGCUCAAGGCUAUCGACGAUCUCAAGGAAAAGGCGAAGCGCGGAGAGCGCCUGGAGGCGACGCAGCUCAAGAAGAUAGAGGGCGAGGAGAGCAUACGGAAGGAGCUUGCCGGGUUGGAUAUCACGCCUUCUUAGGUUCGCUCUUCUCUGCGAUUCCUCCCCGCUUUUCUUUUCGAUCCUCUAUUGUCUGUCUUUUCGUUCUUGUUUCCAUCUGAUCCUCAUACACACCGGACUCUAACCUUGUACCUCUCGGUUAUCGGUCUGCCAUCGUUCCUCGUGUCAAUUUGUCUCCCGUUUCUUGGUUUAGCUGUCGCAUUACUCCUGUCGUUGCCCACUUUACCGUACCCGCACCUGCACCUGUCUCUCCUCUCCUCGUUCUCUCCCUACCUACACGGUGUUUUACCUAAUCCAUACACGCACAACACGAUUCCGCGUGCGUUGAUCAGAG
This is a messenger RNA of Coniophora puteana RWD-64-598 SS2, 2441 nucleotides long. RefSeq names its product translation initiation factor eIF-2A. The transcript is spliced from 6 exons. Lineage: Eukaryota; Fungi; Basidiomycota; Agaricomycetes; Boletales; Coniophoraceae. The record is from RefSeq and is a predicted model, not a curated record. Bases 74 to 2128 code for a protein of 684 amino acids. Gene Ontology annotation, biological process: translational initiation. Gene Ontology annotation, molecular function: mRNA binding; translation initiation factor activity; tRNA binding. Gene Ontology annotation, cellular component: cytosolic small ribosomal subunit.